CCCCCGCUGCCGCACGGACUCCAUCUCCCGGCGUGCAGCGCGCGGGCGGCGCGCGGCGCCAUGGAGUCUGUGGUCUUCAUUUUCUCGCUUAUCGACUGCUGCGCCCUCAUCUUCCUCUCCGUCUACUUCAUAAUUACACUAUCAGAUUUGGAAUGUGACUACAUUAACGCUAGAUCAUGCUGCUCAAAGCUCAAUAAAUGGGUGGUCCCUGAGGUGAUUGGCCACGCUGUUGUAACUGUAUUAAUGCUUAUUUCAUUGCACUGGUUCAUCUUUCUCCUUAAUUUGCCAGUAGCAACAUGGAAUAUAUAUAGGUACAUUAUGGUGCCAAGUGGAAACAUGGGGGUGUUUGAUCCCACAGAGAUCCAUAACCGAGGACAAUUGAAAUCACACAUGAAGGAAGCCAUGAUUAAACUAGGCUUUCACCUGCUCUGUUUCUUCAUGUACCUUUACAGUAUGAUUCUGGCUUUGAUAAAUGAUUGAGAAGUUGAAAAAAGAACUGUUAGCUGCCAAAUUGGGUCAACACUCCAGUGACUGGUUGUGGAGCCACACCUUCUGAACAAACCUAGAUCAGUGUCGUCAUGCAGUAUAUUUUUCCUCUUUGGACAAGAAAUAUUUUUCUGUAUUUUUAACAUAAAAUAUUUUCAAAAUAUGUUGGAUUUGUGUAGCAGUUGUUUUUGUUCCUUUACAAGCCAAACUGCUGGAGCUGCUCCUUCUGUAAGAUGACAUCCUUGCUUACAGAACUAAUCUCAUAGACAUUAAAUGGUAAAAAGGGAAACUCAUUUCAGCAGCAUGGUCUGAAAUAUAGUGGGUAGGGGGUGGUAGGGGUGGUUCCAGAACAAAUUUAAGUGCAGCUCUGAUGCCUGCUUCUUACUGAAAGGUGUCAGGAUGUGCCUCUGACUGCCAAGCUGUCCUAAGAGAGCCUAGUUUGAAGCACCACUUGGAACAUAGAUUUCAAAGUGGAACAGCAGCACAGCUUGCAUCUCUGUGUCAGUGUGUUUUUCAGCUGAAAAGCAAAGGAAUAAAAGUCAUGCUUUUCUCCCUUUCCACCCACCUCUAUGAAGUUUUGUGUUUGGAUGGAUGAAGGUCCCUUUGGUGAAAGUGACACUUGUGUAAGAGUGAAAAACAGAUAAAUAAGAAACAUGAUUGAUACUUGCAAAUUUUUCUCUUCAUCUCCUGUUAUAUCACUGAAAUACAUCAUAGACCUCCAUACAAAGUAAACAUCAUGUCGCACCAGGGCUGGAAUUGAUUACAGAGGAAAAGAUUGUCUGCAGUCACUACUUCAUGAGCCUGCUGUGUCCAUAUCCAGUGAGGUGAAUCAAGAGUAUGUCUAGCUCAGAAAGGUGGGCUAGUAAAUUGUAACCCUGUUAUCCCAGUUCUGAUGUGACUCUGCUUCAAAGACACCAGCAAACUGAAUUGUUUUUGAGUACCUCUUGCAUCAGUGAUAGGUACAUAAAGCUGACAUUCUAUCCUCUGCCCUUUAUUUUAUUUUAUGUGCAUAGUAACAGGUUUUUUUGAAACAAACGCAUCAAGUGAAACACAAAUAUUCAUUAACUUUUCCAUCUUAAAUACUCCUCCUUUGGUGCAUAGCUGGAGUUGGCAGGUUUUCAUAGUCAGCAGUGAAAAAGACAACCCUGAAGCUUGAUUUCUCUAGAUACCUUGUGUUUCAUGUUUGUUCUAGGAAAAGUUUGGAUUUAAUAUUAUGAUGGAUGGAGUCUAAGUUCAGAUGUUGCAAAGAUGAAAGACUGCUGAAAAUUACCCUCAUUAAAAAAUAAGUGAGGGAAAUAGCUACCACAGCUGCACACCCCCACCUACCCAACACUACAGAAAUCAAACUACAGACAGUGUACUGCCUUAUGCAGCUGAAUCCUACACAGGAUGUAGGUGGGGAAAAGGAGAGUAAAUAAAACUUUAAAAGAGGGGAAACUUGCUAAUUUUUUUGUAGCAGCUUAUGUGGUAGGCAAUGAAGUUAUCAUAUUUGUAGGUGGAAAAAACAUACUACACGUGUUUUGGUUUUUAUCUAUUGGAAGGGUGGUGUUAGUAAACUGCUUAAAGUCCUUGCUAACAAUAAAUAAAUUUCAUUAAGACAUUUCUCAGUGUGAAACAUGAUCGUUAACCUGCAAGUCCACCACUUAACUAGCAGUUUUGUAUCUUAUUCUGAAGGUCUAUUACUGAUGAAAAUGUCUGCAAGAUACGUGUCUUAUUUCUGACUACUAGCACCUCAAAAUUAAAGUGACAGUAGAGUAGACCUGUUCCCUAAUAGAAGGGGUAGUUGAUCACUGACCAUGAAAAGCUUGGGUUGUCUACUAAGGGAAGUGUUUUUUCAGGGACAGGAGGAGGACAAGGACGAAUAAGGGAAAAGAACAUCAUUUUGGGGGGGAUGGGGGCGGAAAUGGGUGUAGCACAUCCCUGACCUAGAAGGAUGUUAUUGUGGAUUCUUCCCCACCUUCUUCCUCAAAGUGAACUAUUAAUCAUGAUAGACCAACAAAAAAAAUAGAUGUUUCCUCAGCAGUGACUGUCAGCUACUAAACAAGCUGUACUUCUAUGAGAGUGCAAACUUCCCACCCAAAUUCAGCCGAAGGUUUGAGUUUGGAAAAGCUACAGGAAGGGGAAAACAAAUUUAGCUUUUUAUUUAACAGAACACUACCUAAAGCUGAAUAAAAAUGCCUAAUAUGCAGGACAAAUAUGAGGUUCUAGUUUAAGGCACAGGAAAGAGGGACAAGAAUGCAGGGUUAGUUGGAGAGAAGAGAGGUGACAGUUGAGAGGCCUCUUCAAGAACUCUCAGCCACAGAAGCUGCUUAGGUCAACUUCAGGUAGAAGUCUGGAGGUUCCUGAUCUCCCAUUUAAGAGAAGUCUAAGCCACAGAUGUGUACUUUAAGAGCACCUUCUUAAUGUGAAAUACCAAAACCCCCACAAACCCCAGUGAUUGUCUAAAAGGACCUGUGUGUGUUGUUUAAGCAAGCUUGAGGGUUAAGGAAUCAAGGCUUUCACAGAACCUGAAAGGAGCCAGACAUUCACCAAGUUAGAUAAGCACAGAACAGGACUGCUAAGUGUAGUGAAAACACAAGUGUGAUAGAUUAGAGCCAAACAUCAAGAACUGGAAAGCCUGCACACAGCAGUGAGUGAAUUCAUCUUAAACUAAAUGGUCACAGGUGAUUUUUCUUGGUGAGGGAAUAAAAUACUACAAAUAGGGAAGAAAUCUAUGAUUAAUGAUGAAGAAAUUAACAUCCAAGUCAGUCAUAUAAGUGAAGUUAGGGAAACUAAGAACUAUUCAUUCCAGUUAUUUAUUCUGUUUAUUGAAUUGAAAGAAAGGGAAUACAAACAGUUCUGUUAAGUGCUGUGCACCAACAUGGAAAAAGUGUAAUUUCUUUUUUUAAAAAUCCUAAUAAAAACAAAUCAGAAGUUAAGGUAGUUCCAAUUGAACAAUUUUUAAAGAUAUGUUUAAAAUACUACACAUUUAUAAAAUAAAAAAGUUAAAAUGGUGUUCUGUAAAUAAUUAGUAAAACAAGUGAAAAUAAAUACGAGACCCAAAGUUCUUAUGUUUUUAAUGUAAUAUAGCAAAGAAAUUUUUAACUACUUAAUAUAAUCUGAAGAGAGUAACAAAAAUCCAGAAAGUUUAAGAACGCAGUUCUUUGAAACAUUUAAUAUCAGUCCAUAGCAAAUAGUCAUUACAUACCAAAAGCUCUAAGUGUUAACUAGUUCCACCACAACUCCAUAUAAAUCUCGACAAUUUAGAAAUCUUCAGAUCAACAAUAAAGUUCUUUUCUUGAUCUCUACAGCUUGGUUUGUAAGUACAUACAUGUUUGAGGAUCCAUUUUGUCCCAUAUGUUUUCAAGGAGCCAAUAACUUUUUCCAUCUGUGCCUAAAAAUGUUAAGAUUCCAAUCUAGCAUAUAUACCUUAACAAUGAAAAGUGUUUAAGAAAAAAAGAUGGGGCAUGAUGAAUUUUGAAUUUAUAAAAAUAUAGUAACCAAAACCUUUUGGUCAAAGGACACUUCACAUACACACAACUUAAAGUACAUAAUAAAACAUGACAAGUACCUAGAACAUUUGGUUCUCUAUCUGUUUGUGGAACACAUGCACACGCACAUUCAUACCAGAUGGGAGGAACACUCUCACAGACAUUUUACUGAAUCCAGAUUAUCUGGAUUAAUAAGACAGAAAAUUUGUCUACAGUUUAUUUCAACAACUAGAGGCAGCUACUGCAGCAGUAGUCCAACACUGCACAUUUCAGUUAAGUCCACCCUGUUUAAAAAAGUGUCAGAGUUAAUCAAUUUUUUUCCUUUCUGAACAUCAUUAAAAGUAGCAGUUUUCAACAUGAAGUAUGGCAGGGGAAACUGGACUCAAGCCAAUGUGGAAAAGACAGAAGGAGGUCAAAAAGUGGAUUAGCUGUUUACGGGAUGAGUGUUCCUCUUCAUAAUUGUCUUAAAAAAUUAGAUACAAGUGUGUUUUGUAGCUAAAAACAUGGAUAAACUAUUGAAAGUGCAUUUUUCCUCCUCCCCCUUGAGUUACAGUAGUUUGUCUGUUGGUCAGUAAAUCUUGCUUUCUUAAGUUCAUUCAGCUUUCUCUACCUCCCUCCCCAUUUGGGUCUACAUCUCCCAUCAAAUUACAGCUGACUGUACGAGUCCUGGUUUCCUGCUAAGGAAGCCUUCAAAACUGAUUUUGAGUGGGAGUACCUUUUAGCAGUGUAACAGCAUACAACUAGAAACACACUCCCAAGAAAAUAGUGAGC
Cuculus canorus (common cuckoo) is the source of this 4727-nucleotide messenger RNA. It is a transcript of the gene CNIH4, whose product is annotated as cornichon family AMPA receptor auxiliary protein 4. The record is from RefSeq and is a predicted model, not a curated record. Gene Ontology annotation, biological process: endoplasmic reticulum to Golgi vesicle-mediated transport. NCBI's taxonomy places the organism in Eukaryota, Metazoa, Chordata, Aves, Cuculiformes, Cuculidae. The transcript has 5 exons. Gene Ontology annotation, cellular component: endoplasmic reticulum membrane; COPII-coated ER to Golgi transport vesicle. The coding region runs from base 61 to 480 and encodes 139 amino acids.